This is a messenger RNA of Microbotryum saponariae, 2407 nucleotides long. NCBI's taxonomy places the organism in Eukaryota, Fungi, Basidiomycota, Microbotryomycetes, Microbotryales, Microbotryaceae. The record is from the annotation of a GenBank genome assembly.
AUGGCGACUGCACAGGACAUUCUUCCCUCGCUGCCGACGGCGGUGCCGCUGCUGAUCGUCGACUCGAUCCUCAAUGCGCUCACGCACCCGAAUCCGACCCGACGCAGGGUUGGACUGGCCUUGGUCCUGCUCUACUGCGUCUUGGCCCUUCGACUACUUGCCAUCGCUCGCCACAUGUCGCUCGCGUCGGCCCCCGCGUCUCUGUCGCGACCGGCCACGGCGCGCUCCACUUCAUCGCGCGACCCCGACGACGGGGAUGAGGUGCCCGUCUACGAUGACUCCCCGCCCGUCUCGUCGAUACAGAGGGACAACUUGGCUCGCUUGGUCCACCUCAUCGACACGAGGAAGUCGGCUUACCCACCCCGCCGGCUGACGGAGAUGGCGCUUCAACACCCGAGCAAUCGUCUCGUCGCUGUCACGGCCGUCGUGUUGCACUGGAAGCGCAGAAGGGGGCUGCAGUUGGUGCUCAAGCAGCUGUCAAAGUAUCCGUUCAUACGCGAGAUUAUCGUUUGGAACAACCAUCCUGGGGUAUCCCUCAAAGCUUCGGUCAGUACUGCUGAUCCCUCGACGAGAGCGAAAAUCCUUGCCCGAGAGACGGGGUCCUGACUUUAGCUGCGACGUCGACAACAUGCAUGCAGGACUUUUUCAUCUCUCCCCAACCAUCAAGCGACCUUCCACAACCUCGUUUGAGGAUAUUCAAUUCGCCCUCCAACGUCCACGAUGCAGGCAAACAUUUCGCCUGUUCCAUGGCCACGACCGAGCACUGCUACUUUAACGACGAUGACUGGCUCAACAUCUACCUCGAUUCUCUCUACACCAAAUAUAUUGAUACCAGGUCUGGUAUCAUCUCUGGAUCAGCAUCGGCGUCGACGAGUAGCGUCGCGGUCCCGAGGAUCGUCAGCAACACCAUGCCCGUCAUUCACCUCGAGCACCGUCGGUGGAGGUUCGCUAACCCAGGCGAGUCACCUCGCCCGAAUCCUUGGUCAUCUCCCUUCAUCAUCCUAACCAAAACAUAUUGUCAUACCCUCAGACAUCAACUUACACACGGGUUUCACUUGGAUCGGAUGCGGUUCAUUCGCACCCAAAGCUCUCUCUGUCCAAUUCCUCAACCAGCAAUCGGCGGCGCCCGUCAUGUUGACCAGGGACCAAACCCUAGUCAGCGACAUGUUCUUCUCCUUAUGGACCAAUACUUAUCCCGAACAGGUCCGUAAGAAAGUUCCUGCGCUGGGGCGAGUCGCUUACGAACCAUCCCUAAAACUUUGGACAGAUGCCGAACGAUCUGGUGCCCAUCGACGUCGAGGGUGGCGACGUAGGAUGGUCAACAGGGGUGGACCAAUGGGCAAUCGUAUAUGAGAACGUGGUGAGUAGUUAUGACAGAGCAUAAAGUCCAGCGUACACUGAUCUCGGAGCUUCGAUCCCCUCCUUCCCCCAGCUCGAUGCCGUCCGAAAACUACACGACAUCCUCACCGUCCAAGACACCUACCUCGUCCCCGACCCCUUCCCAACGAAUCCCUCCCCGCCAGAAUCACAACUCCGCGCCCCCUGCGCGAACGAUGAAUGUCUGUUCAUGACCUCUCUCACACCCUUCCCCCAUCCUUUAACCCUCAUCUACCCCCUUCCCACCAAGCCCUCCUUCUGGGCCAACCUCUUCUUUCGCAAGCCGCGUCACCGAGAAGUGAAGAGUCGACAUCGACUACCCAGUUCGACGAGCUCGGAUGUGGACCCCAAGUUCGAUCCUUAUGCCAUCGAUCACAUGCAUGAGCAUGAGGCGCGGUUCAAUGCGAUGCCGAAUUGGCCGACGGACGAGUGGUGGACGAGGAACGGGAGUUGGCAUCUUGCUGUCGAUGGCAAGCCUCAUGAUCAAACGUGCUGGUCUACUUUGAAAGGUUCGUUUCAUCCAAUGUCAACAACUUUUGAACACUUUCGUUCCACGAUCUGACUGUCUGACUGUAUCUUUCCGCUCAUAGCCCCCGACGCCGACGAUUAUUUCGGCCUGAGCUUCAUCCGACCCCGCGCCGUCACGCACUUCACCAUCGUCGGAUCGACCACACUCCUAAAUCUCGUCUCAUGGGAAACGCCCGAUCAAACAGCCGAAUCGUGGCAGGUAUUCACCACUCGCGAACACGCGGUCCCUCAUGAAGUAGGAGGGUGGGAACCGCGUCGCUUCGUCGGCUCGAUAAAGAUUCGUCAAUUGAGGGUCGGGAUCAUUGAGAUCAAGGGCGAGUUGGAACGACAGCAUCCUCGGGAUGAGGAAUUGGAGCAGAAGGACGUUGAUUUGAUGGAGGAGGGAGAGGCGGACGAGCUCCUUCCGGUCGUCAAGAUCGCCAAGAUCAAGUUUGUCAGCCAUGGGCGCAAAGUCGAGCCGCUAUCGGUUUGUGGGUUCGAUCUUGAUGGGUUCAAGGUGUAG